Paramuricea clavata is the source of this 924-nucleotide messenger RNA. NCBI's taxonomy places the organism in Eukaryota, Metazoa, Cnidaria, Anthozoa, Malacalcyonacea, Plexauridae. The record is from the annotation of a GenBank genome assembly.
AUGGAGAACGUAUCUGCCAACCGAUGCUAUCACCCUAAAAACUUUGGUGCAGUAGUGGUACGAAACGAAAUCCAUGCAUUUUCUGAUGCAAGUAAAGAAGCUGUUGGAGUAGCAGCGUAUCUGAAGCAACUCAACCAGAAGGGCGAAGUGAGUGUUAGUUUGGUAUUUGGUCAAGCAAAAGUUGCACCAAUCCGACCGACAAGCAUUCCUCGGCUCGAGCUGUGUGCAGCUGUAUUAUCUACGAAGGCUGUGAAGAAGUUACGAACGGAACUUGAUUUAAAGAUAGAUAAUGUUAAGUUCUAUACAGACUCCAAAGUCGUCCUAGGAUAUAUCACCAAAGAUGCAUGUAGAUUCCGCGUAUAUGUCGCCAACCGAGUCCAGAUAAUCAGUGAUACAACCAAGCCUCAACAAUCGAACUACGUUGACACGUCUACAAACCCAGCAGAAUUAGCAACUCGUAUCUAUUGACGAGGCGGCGUCGCCAAUAAUAGACGACAUCACUAUUAACGAAAACGAUCCCGAAGUUAAAGUCAACUUGUAUGUGACCAGUUCAACACGAGAAACGAGUCUGAAGUCAAUACGGUUCGAACGCUUCUCGGAUUGGCUAAAACUUCAGCGCGCGGUAGCCUGUCUCAUCGCCAAGAUAAGAGACCGGAAAACAAGCAAAGACUACGAAACCUUGAUGAUGGUCAAAGCGUUGAGAACGAACACCGACACCCGACAUCGAAAGAUUCUAACGAAAGUGCGAAAAUAGCAAUCAUAAAAGCGGUGCAAAACGAAGUCUUCGCAAAUGACAUUAGUGUGCUAAAAAGAGUAAACAAGGAGACGGAAAAUCGUGAUCAACUGAAAGAACAACGAAGGACACUCCUUAAAUCUAAUCUCGCAGAAUUAGAUCCGUUCCUAGAUCAGGAUGGGGUUCUCUGA